AUGGUUCAAGAUAUUAGACAUAAGGCCUUGUUGAUUGUUCAAGAAAAUGAUACAUCUAAGAAUAUCUCAAUCAUCAUCGACAUAGUCCAUCGUAUUCCUCAAACAAUUGCAAAUCUUUAUCAAGAUCAUGAUCACGAGGAAGCUAAUGAGGAUGAGCUAGGGUUAAUAGAGGAACAAGUUGCGAUGAAUUUGAUGACCUUGGAAGAAACGCGUGUGUUUGUGCCUGUAAUUCCAACAUCAAAGGAUGCUAUUGAAGCGCUUGAGAAGGUGAAAGUAGAGACAUUGAAUGUUGACAAGAGUUUUGGUGAAACUUGUAUGAUAUGUCUUGGCAAGUUGCUUACAAAGGACAUUGUUGAACUAACUCGUAUGCCUUGCAAGCAUAUGUUUCAUGGAGAUUGCAUUAUUCAAUGGCUUGAAAAAAAUCAUGUUUGUCCCUUAUGUCGCUUUAGAAUGCCAAUUGAUAAAGAAAAUUAA
Molecule: messenger RNA, 474 nt
Organism: Solanum stenotomum
Lineage: Eukaryota; Viridiplantae; Streptophyta; Magnoliopsida; Solanales; Solanaceae
Product: E3 ubiquitin-protein ligase RING1-like
Exons: 1
Coding region: 1-474 (157 amino acids)
Biological process (GO): protein ubiquitination
Cellular component (GO): cytoplasm
Molecular function (GO): ubiquitin protein ligase activity
Source: RefSeq, a predicted model, not a curated record